AUGGGGCCCAUUGGCCUAUUGGCCACUCUGGUCACUCUCGUCUUCACCGUUCACUCGAUGAGACUCGAUCCUGAAAGAAUAGCUGCUAGAUUACGCAUCGAAGAAGAAAUUGAGGAGGAUCGAUUGAAAGAAGCGAUUCGAAGAGAUCCGACGCUUGCUCGAUCUAGGAGACAACUUGCUACCCCGAAAGAGAUACAAAUUCAAGUAACAGCUCCACUCUUCUCUUCUCGACUUUUCGAUUAUGGACAAGAAGCAGGAGAUCAAGAAAUCCCUCGAUCACUUGAUGUUGGAAAGAAACUCGAUUUACAUCAAUCAGUCAAAUUUUAUGGAGAAAACUUUAAAACUGUUUAUAUACUUUCAAAUGGAGGAAUCGGUUUUGAAAGUGCUUCUCGUUCUUAUAAAACUCAUAUAUUCUUGGGUGGAUCGAAAUUGAUUGCACCGUUUUGGAAUCGAAAUGAUCUCAGGAAUGGAGGGCAUGUUUGGUAUCGAGAAGUGAUAAGUGGUCGAGUGCUUGAACGGGGACAAUCCGAGAUUCGAUAUCAAUAUGAUAAGAAUGUCAAAAUGCAACCACUCGGUGAAACGGUUCUUCCCGCUGACAAUACAAACACUUUUCAAGCAGCUCUUUUUAUUACUGACAAUGAGACUUUUGCAAAUUUCAUUUACAGUAACGUUGGCUGGACACAAGGAGCUGAGGCUGGAUUUAAUAAUGGAGAUGGUUCGGGUUUACACUUUACUUUACCAUCUUCAGGUUCUGAAAAUAUUAUGUACUUGGAAGAAUAUGGAAAUACGGGAAUCCCGGGCGAAUGGAUGUUCGAAUUGGGAGUGAAUCGAGUGAUUCGUUGUAAGCCGGGCUUUAAAGGAGACACCUGUGAUCAAGAGUGUUCGGCGGGAGAAUGGGGAGCCGACUGUGAUGGGUGUUGUCAUUGUGCCGAGGGUGGAUGUGAUGCGGUGAAUGGUGGCUGCAAGAGUGGAUGUGGCGAGUGUUGGAUGGGUGUUGCUUGCUCGACAAAGAAAGAGAAUUGCAAAUCGAGAAAUCAGGCAACAUGUGCUUUGAACGCUUUGUCCUAUACGGAAAAGGAUCGAUGUGGGGAACCUAUUUCGAAAUGUCAGUGUUUAGCCGGUUUCAUUGGAGAUGGAUAUAAAAAGUGUGAAGAUAUCAACGAGUGUAAAGAGCAAGGAAUUUGCCACGAGAAGGCAACAUGCACAAACACACCCGGUCGUUUCUUCUGUCAAUGCAAUGAAGGUUUUACUGGUGAUGGCGUUGUCUCUUGCUCUCCCGCUCUUCUUUACUCUUCUCAAUCAAGAAAUCUAUUACCGAAAGGAAAAAAUACAAAAAUGUCUUUCCCUCUUGUACCGGCAAUGCGUCUUUUUGGAAAGCUACGAAACUCGAUAACAAUCUCAUCAAAUGGCUUGAUUGCUGUUAAUGAUUUACCCGGAAAUUCUCAGUUUUUCCAUUUGGAUGAUAUCGGCGUUUCGGGAAUCGCUCCUUUCUAUGCGCCAAUCGAUCUCACAAAGAGUGGUUCAGUCACAAUCACUGAAGCUAAAGAUCAAUCUAUUUUACAAAAGAUCGCUGAAAGCAUUUCUCGAGCUGUUGAAGAGCCAUUUGAAGUCGAAUCAGCGCUCAUCGUUUCUUACAAAAAUGUAACUGAUGGAAAGAAUAAGAAAGGAAACACUUUUCAAUGUGUGCUUACAUCGGGUCGUUUGAGAAGCGAUUCACAAGCGACUUUUGCUCAACUUUUGUAUAAAGAUCUCUCAUGGAGUCGAGGAGCUGAGGCGGGUAUCGUCUCACCCGAUCCAUCAAAUUCAAUCUCUCUUCCUGGAUCGGGCACUGAUGGAAUCGAAUUGCUCACACAGCUUACAAACGUUAAGCAACCUGGCGUUUGGUUGUUCCGCGUUGAUCAAGAGAUUGUCCCCGGUUGUGUUCGAUCCGAUCAACAACCACCAUAUUGUGAAGUUGAAGAUCAAAGCCAUCCACCUACCCUUGCAGCCCUUCCACCUGGUCGAAAAAUCUCCACUCAAAAGGCUACAACCACAACAACGACCACCCGAUCACCAACAACGACACAAACGACACGCAAUGAACAACGACUUUUACCCGGACCUCGUUUCAUUCAACCAGAGAUUGUGAAAUUGUCACCGAUUUCUCCGAAGCAACCACAAGUCGAUGAAAUAAGAACUAGUGAAAUAACAACUCAUCAACCGACCACACAAAAACCAAGACCCGCUUUCAAUAGCACACCUCAUAAACCUCUCGUUUCGAUUUCUGAUGCUGAUAUUAAUGAGAUCCCGCCAGACGUCUUUGAGGUGACUUUUCCACCAUUUGUCACCGUGAUCCCGGAGAUUUUCACACAAAGACAGAAAGUGCAACGACCCGAUUUUAGCCUUGAAGUUACAGAAAACCCGAUUCAACACAAUAAACAAUUCCCAACAAUUCCGACAAUUACUGAAGUAACAAGGAUACCAAAUCAAGAGGAGAAUGCUAUUCAACCGUUUCCACCAAGACAAAAUGAGGGCCGUUUUGAUCUUCCUGUACCUCAGCAACCAAAAGAAAUCAAACGAAUCACUGCCGAGAAACCGGGAACGACCGACUCGGCACCAAUCCCCAAAUCAAUCACAACCAGCAAAUCCCCGUCAAUCGAUCUCCGCGAUCGCAUUGUUGACAUGCACUUGGGAAGAAAAAGUGAUGAAUUUCCACCAAGCAUUGUGACUGGAGAGCCUGAAGAGGAGAGCCAACCUCUCACCACACCGAAUCUCCCAACCACCUCAUCCACCUCAUCCAUUGAUCUUUCACUUCUCUUUGCCAAUCGUCCUGGCACCAGUGAUACUGAUAAAACAAAUCACUUCCUUGUAUUCACCACUAAAACUCCGACGAGAUCAUCGAAAGUUUUGAAAGAAGCAAGCACAGUGUUGAGUGGAAGAGGAAAAGAAGGACUAGUGACCGCUCCACCAACAGUUCCCGAUAAUCCCUUUAAACAACAUGAAGCUGCCAAUGCUGCUGCAAGCCGAAUGGCAGUAAUCAUCCCGGCUUCAAUCGUUGCCGCCUGGUUGUUGAUCCUUCUCUGCAUUGUUCUAUUCUUCUUUUGCAAGAGAAGAAGAUCUUCGGAGCGAUUGCAUACUUUAUACGGGCCAUCGUAUUCAGUUCGACCGGUUGGUGGAUAUAAUUUGAAGAGAAACAGUCAACAGAUUGAUGGAUCUUCCUAUGAGGAUCAUCUUGAUAAAGCGGCUCGUAUCAGUGCGGAAAUGAAUGCUUAUAAUCAAAAUGGUCGUGUUUCUUUAUAUGGCUCUUAUUGGAAUCUUCAAAACACAUCUCCAUCAGGAAGUCAUCAUUCAAGACAAAGCCCUCAUCUCACCGCUUAUCAACAGCCGAGCCGAUUCGCCUACACGGGGAGAUAU
Messenger RNA from Mesorhabditis belari, 3393 nucleotides. NCBI's taxonomy places the organism in Eukaryota, Metazoa, Nematoda, Chromadorea, Rhabditida, Rhabditidae. The record is from the annotation of a GenBank genome assembly.